Sodiomyces alkalinus F11 is the source of this 616-nucleotide messenger RNA. Its product is annotated as yippee-domain-containing protein. Gene Ontology annotation, cellular component: ubiquitin ligase complex. The record is from RefSeq and is a predicted model, not a curated record. Lineage: Eukaryota; Fungi; Ascomycota; Sordariomycetes; Glomerellales; Plectosphaerellaceae. Bases 131 to 616 code for a protein of 161 amino acids. The transcript is spliced from 3 exons.
GUAAGACUUGAUGACUAGAUACCCCUCUUCACAUCCUCCUUUUAGUAGCCAUAUGGCCAGUAAUCCAGUGCUCUAUCUAAGAAACGUUUAUACCUCUGUAGGUGCAGAGUGACGACCUACCGCCCUACACAUGGCUGACCUCGGAAGCAUUAUCGUUAACAGCUCAGCCAUAUCCGGGUUCCGUCGACGACUUCCAGCACUGUCUAAAUAUUGGCCGGCCGCGCUCAUCCUAACCGGCUCUGAACAACCUUUCCGUCUCGCACACAUAUUCGAACUAGGUGUCAUGGGCCUCGCUUACAAUACCUACCUGGACAGCGCCAAAAUUUAUGGCUGCAAGACAUGCAAGGCACACCUCGCGAAUCACGAGGACAUCGUUAGUCGGAACUUUCGCGGCCAACACGGUAAGGCAUACCUUUUCAACAGCGUUGUGAAUAUCGACACGGGUGAACCCAGCGAGCGUAACAUGACGACCGGACGCCAUGUAGUUCGCGACAUCACUUGCAGGCAGUGCAAGGAGACUGUGGGGUGGAAGUAUGACAAAGCGUACGAGGCGACUGAGAAGUACAAGGAGGGUAAAUUCAUAUUGGAAGCAGAGCUGCUCUGCAAUGUUACAUGA